Molecule: messenger RNA, 1010 nt
Organism: Gastrolobium bilobum
Lineage: Eukaryota; Viridiplantae; Streptophyta; Magnoliopsida; Fabales; Fabaceae
Product: large ribosomal subunit protein uL30y-like
Exons: 6
Coding region: 66-797 (243 amino acids)
Biological process (GO): maturation of LSU-rRNA from tricistronic rRNA transcript (SSU-rRNA, 5.8S rRNA, LSU-rRNA)
Cellular component (GO): cytosolic large ribosomal subunit
Molecular function (GO): RNA binding; structural constituent of ribosome
Source: RefSeq, a predicted model, not a curated record
AAGUAACUCACCUUUCGUUGAGCUUUCUCCUCCUACCUCCGCCGUCUUAACAGCAAAACAUCGAGAUGGGUGAAGAAGUUAAAGCAGUGGUUCCCGAAUCUGUGUUGAAAAAGCAGAAAAGGAGUGAGGAGUGGGCUUUGGUGAAAAAGCAAGACGUAGAAGCUGAAAAGAAGAAGAGGUCUGAAACGCGGAAACUGAUUUUCAGCAGAGCCAAACAAUACGCAAGGGAAUAUGAUGAACAGCAAAAGGAGCUGAUUAGGUUGAAGCGUGAAGCCAAGCUUAAGGGCGGGUUUUAUGUCGAUCCCGAAGCUAAGCUCUUGUUCAUAAUCAGGAUCCGUGGUAUCAAUGCUAUGCACCCUAAAACAAGGAAGAUUCUGCAGCUUCUGCGUUUGAGACAGAUCUUUAAUGGCGUCUUUCUCAAAGUUAACAAAGCAACCGUGAAUAUGCUGCACAGGGUAGAGCCUUUUGUUACCUUUGGGUACCCUAAUUUGAAAAGUGUCAAAGAAUUGAUCUACAAGAGGGGCUACGGAAAAGUUAACAAGCAGAGAAUUGCUUUGACAGACAACUCUAUUAUUGAACAGACUUUGGGAAAGCAUGGGAUUAUCUGCAUUGAAGAUCUAAUCCAUGAGAUCUUGACUGUUGGACCUCACUUCAGGGAAGCAAAUAACUUUCUAUGGCCUUUCAAGCUGAAAGCACCCCUUGGUGGUUUGAAGAAGAAAAGAAAUCAUUAUGUUGAAGGAGGUGACGCUGGCAAUAGGGAAGAUUACAUAAAUGAGCUUAUUAGAAGGAUGAAUUAGUUUUUGUCAUAUCGUUGUUAGUAUUAAAUUGUUGAGGCUAAGACAUUACUUUCGUUCAUUCCAGUUUUGUUUUAAAAGAUUUAUGUCGUGUUAUUUUGAAUUAUGCUUUAGAAGAUCGGGAUGUUAAUCAAUUGCUUGCAGUGCAAUGAAAGGUUCCCUAGAUUUAUGUCUUGUUAUACCAUCAAACUAGUUUUGUUUUUAUGUAUGAAGACG